CCCCGCCUCCCCCGCCCCGCCCCGCCCCGUCCCGUCCCUCCUCUUUCCUCCGAGGAAACUUUCCGCCGGCUGGUCCAUCGGCCCGUGUCCGGCCCGCGCUGCCGCGGCCUGGGAGCUGAGCGGUACGGGCGGGGCGGGCGGGAGCAGGGGUCCCCGGGUGCGUGCGGCUGACGGAGGUGCCGAGGCCUGACCGCGGGAAAGCGGGGCGCUGACGGGUGGAAACUAGAGCUGCUCUUCCAAGGAGAGGAGCUGCCCGGAGAAAGCGGCGUCAGGAUCAACUUCAGACUGGGGAUUAGGAUCUGACCUUGCUGACCUCGCAGGCUAACCGGGGAGCUGCCCCCACAGAGCAGCAUGGAUGCCCCGCGAAGGGACAUGGAGUUGAUCAGCAACAGCCUGGCGGCCUACGCACACAUCCGUGCUAACCCCGAGAGCUUUGGCCUCUACUUCGUGCUGGGUGUCUGUUUUGGCCUGCUGCUAACCCUGUGCCUGCUAGUCAUCAGCAUCUCCUGCGCGCCCCGCCCGCGGCCCCGGGGCCCCGCUCAGCACCGAGACCCCCGCAGCAGCACCCUGGAGGCUGAGGACAUGGACGAGGAAGAGGACACGGUGACGCGGCUGGGCCCCGAUGACACGCUGCCUGGUCCCGAGCUGUCCAGCGAGCCCGACGGGCCUCUGGGCGUCAACGUUUUCACGUCAGCGGAGGAGCUGGAGCGGGCACAGCGCCUGGAGGAGCGGGAACGGAUCCUGCGGGAGAUCUGGCGCACCGGUCAGCCAGACCUGUUGGGCACCGGCACACUGGGGCCCAGUUCCACAGCUACAGGCACCCUGGGUCGCAUGCACUAUUACUGACUGGGCUGCUUCCUCUGCAAGGCGCUCUGGGUACUGGACAUGCACUUGAGCUCACAGCUGCCCCAGGACCUUUGGAUCGGCCCAGUUUGCGGUGCUGUGGUGGCCCCGCCCCCACAGCUCCCAUGGUGCUAUGGGCGUGGAUUCCCACCCUCUGGGGGGAGGGCUGGACACAGGGUCCCCCCCAGGGAGUGGUUAAGAGGUGAAGUGACCAAUGAAAGCUGCAUUCUCAGUGA
Molecule: messenger RNA, 1079 nt
Organism: Rhinolophus ferrumequinum (greater horseshoe bat)
Lineage: Eukaryota; Metazoa; Chordata; Mammalia; Chiroptera; Rhinolophidae
Gene: EVA1B
Product: eva-1 homolog B
Exons: 3
Coding region: 352-846 (164 amino acids)
Source: RefSeq, a predicted model, not a curated record